AUGGGAUGUGAAAACAACACUGUUGAUCUUCAAGAGGUAGAAGAUGCAAGCAGGUUAAAAAGAAAUAGCAUCAACACUAGGGAUUCACACCCACAGCGCCCAAAGGUUGAAGGAUGGAAGACGUUCGCUCAGGAUACAACUCUACACGGGGCCAGAUUUUUUUCCACGGAUAACGUUUUCAGAAGAUUUGUUUGGAUUGCUGCAGUUAGUGGAUGUGCGUUUUUCUGCAUUUAUCAAGUUUACAGUUUCCUCGGACACUAUUAUGAACGUCCAUUUGGUACAACAAUAACAGUUGACAUUCGUGAUGAUAAUACAGACCUUCCCUUCCCUGCUGUAACUCUGUGCAAUUUCAAUGCCCUCGACAAACGGCGUUACAUAAACUAUUACUUAACUCAUAACUACAGCAAAGAGAUACUAGACAAAAAACUUCAGGAUUUGGUUCUUAUGAUAAGAAGAUCGAAAGCGGUUUCUACAGAAGAGGUCCGGAACCGCACUCCAGAACUUUUUUAUCGGCCAGAAGUUGGCGACGAAACAGAAAUGUCGCAAUGGAUGUUUGGUCAUCAAAUAGAAAGAAUGCUUUUACCAAACAGCCCACGCUUCAGUUCCUGUUCCAUUAAUGGCUUGCAGUGUAACGAAGAUAACUUUACCAGCUCCCUGAGUGCAGUGGGAUUCAAGUGUUAUACAUUCAAUUCUGCAGAAGAAGGCGGGCUAUUAUUAAAAGCUUCAUUAGCUGGCCGACUGAGUGGCUUGAGUCUUCGUCUUAACAUCGAGCGAGACAGCUAUAUUACAAAUUUACUUUCGCCUGCUGUUGGAAUUGUUAUCCUGAUACACGACCAGAAGAUUUAUCCGCCCGUGGAAGAGUUUGGUAUCGCAAUUCAGCCCGGAAUGUCUACAUUUUGCGCCAUAAAAAGAAGAAAGAUAAUUAACUUGAAGAAGCCGUAUGCAACCAACUGCCGGAGUGGAUCUCUUAUGUUCGACAGCAACUUGACAUACACGAAACAGGCCUGUAUGAUAAAUUGUCGAAACGAUUACAUGAUUAAAGAGUGUGGCUGCACUGCAUCAAAAUUCCAAGCCAAUCGACCGAUUCCAGUAUGUUCAGUGAAUGACUCGAUUCUGUGCGCUUUUCCAUCGUACGUAAAGUUUGGCACUUCGCAAGAGAGAACAGAAUGUGAAAAGGAGUGUCGCGAGCCAUGUGAACAUGUGGAGUACAGGACAUCCUUUUCCUAUAGCGGACUUCAGAAAGACGCUUACAUUGAACACUUCAUGUCCAUUCUUAACGACAAUGCGACAUCAGCCAUGGAACUGGAGAUGUACAGGCCUUUAUUGAACAUGACGGAAGAGGAAAAGGAGAAAUUUAUUGACAAAAACAUUAUCUCUCUGGACAUCUUUUUUGAAGAUUUGAGUGUUGAGAUAAUUGAGCAAAAACCUGUUUUUGAAAUCUGGGCGUUGACUGGGAACUUAGGCGGUACCUUUGGCCUCUUCCUCGGAAUGAGUGUCCUCACUUUCCUGGAAUUCUUCGAUUUUAUUUUCAGGAGAAUCUUACACUUGUUCAAAGCAAGAGAAAAAAACCGACAUUUUACGUGAAGCAUUACAUAAGUCAUAAAUAAUGCUUUUUACUGAGACCUUUGUUUGUAUGUGUGGAGUGACUCGCCCUUCAUGUUUCCUUUUGGCCACAGUUUUCUAUCCGUAAAUUACGUCGACGCUUCCAAUCUAACGAUAUUCUUAUUUCCAUAUUCAAAAGCAUAAGAACACAAUGUUUACUAGUUACAAGGAUCUAUGACGGAUGACUGUUGUUUUUUUCUUCUUCCCUUGCAACGAAGAAAGCGAAAGCGACUACAAAAAAAGGGAGAAAACGAAACGUUUUUGGGCACGGGAAAUUUUGAAAGAAAGAAGAAGCCAAAGUAAUCUUCACAACCUGGAGGAGCUACAACUUGGAGAUCAUGAAUUUUACUUGAGGCGUAUGCAUGAAGGCCACUGAGCUACAAAAUUAAACGUUGAAUAUAGAUAAGUAAACUUCUCUCUGUCAAAUUUACACUCUAUUUAAUUCAGAAAGAAAAAGUAGCUUUCUGUUUCUCUUUACUUAUUGAAAAAAUUCAUCACGCAUUAGUGUGGACGGGGCCUGAAUUACAGACUGCGUAAUUAAAAGUGACUUACGUUAGCGCAGCAGAGAAUGCUUUUCUUAAAAGACAAAAUUGGCGUCUAGCAAGAAUUUUCCUUAUAUGAGUUAUUAAACUUAUUGAAGUGUCGGAAAUGGAUGAAAAUAAUAUAUUACCAUAAGCCAUUAAGUAAAAAGUUGUGAUAAACAGGUUGAUCAUUUCCUAUUCGUUUAGGCGGUCCUCCUUUACAGGUGGAAUUUCUGUCACCUUUUCUUGUCGUGACCGUGAGUUUGACAUGGAAACAAAUAUUGCAACGUAAAUUGCGAUUUGUGGUUGAAUAUUGGAGUGUUUCCGUCAUGUUGGGAUAAAACUGCUUCAAUAACGAAGAAAAUUACCUUACGCUAUAAAACCGAUCCCGUACAGGAAUUUCCCAGAAAUGACCCUUUUUUACAUUUGUAACCCUUUGACAUUCUCGUUUUUAGACUAACUCCAUGUUGAACUCUCGCUCAAGGAAAUAUUUCCUAAAUUUCAAUUUAGGGCGAUCAACUCCUCUUUCUUUAAUGGCGACUGAAUGUGUAAACAACUUGUACUGCGCAUCCUCCGCACUGAAUCUAUAAUUAGCUAACUUAUAAGAACAGCACUUAGUUCUGUUAGAGUUCUGUUUAUUCUGUUGUUAUCUAACAAUGUUCGAAGACUAUUUCCUCUAAAGAUAUCUUUUUAAGUAUGAUUCCAAUUCUGUCAAUAAGUUAUGUCGGCAAUCUUGUUUUUGUUUUGCCGUAAGAGUAAGACCGUGACCGUAAGAGUAAGAUACUUAAGCCUCGAAAGCUAGUUCAGGAUCCAGGUUUUC
This is a messenger RNA of Stylophora pistillata, 2943 nucleotides long. RefSeq names its product acid-sensing ion channel 2. Gene Ontology annotation, cellular component: plasma membrane. Lineage: Eukaryota; Metazoa; Cnidaria; Anthozoa; Scleractinia; Pocilloporidae. Gene Ontology annotation, molecular function: ligand-gated sodium channel activity. The record is from RefSeq and is a predicted model, not a curated record. Gene Ontology annotation, biological process: sodium ion transmembrane transport.